AUGGCGGGCGAAGUGUUCAUAAAACUCGGAGAUACUAUACCAAUUGUUGUAGCAGGAAUUCCCAAACGGUGUCGAUGCAAUCCUAUUGGUUCCAUAUCAACUGCCUGCGACAUUGUAUCAGGACAGUGUCAGUGUACGCCCCAUGUAGCUGGCAGACAGUGCGAUCAAUGUAUGAUUGGUUUUUGGGGUCUAACAACGGGAGCAGGAUGUGCUCCUUGUGGAUGCGAUCCUAUAGGAGCAUACAAUUCUUCCUGUCACGAUACCUUAGGACAAUGCUACUGCAAGCCAGGUGUGGGUGGCACACGUUGCGAUAACUGUCUACCUGGGUAUUACGGAUUUUCUUCGAACGGAUGUCAAGUUUGCGACCCAUGUGUGCGACCAGGUCACAUCUGUGAUCCUGACACAGGUCGAUGCGUGUGCCCAACCUUGACCUUCGGUGAACAUUGCGACAGGUGCAGACCAGGUUCCUGGGACCUGGUCCCAGGUGUUGGGUGCAGGCUCUGUGCGUGCACCCUUGGCUCUACGAAGCCUCAGUGCGAUCUCCAAGGACAAUGUCCUUGUAGAAUAGGCUACGAUGGACUUAGAUGUGAGAGAUGCGCCAAAGGGUACUAUGGCUACCCUAGGUGUCGACCUUGCAGUUGCAACGUGGCCGGUACCUUGCAAUGUAAUAACGAAACUUGCAGUUGCAAUGACGAUGGACAGUGUCCUUGCAAGGAACACGUGAUUGGAAGACAGUGUAACCAGUGUAAAGAAGGUACGUUCGGUUUAGCGUUGGACAAUCCAAAAGGAUGCACUGAAUGCUUCUGUUUUGGAAGAGCAACUUCUUGUCACCAGGCUGGCCUCAGUUGGGGUCAACGGAGAUUAACACGUUCACGAAUCCUUUACAUCAAUGAUACCAGCAACGAUAUAGUAGUUUCGAAAUUUAGAUCACAAAUUUUUUUAUCUCCCGCUAAUGGCGGAUUGAAUGUAACCAAUGGACUUUCAACGAUUCCUGAUGUCGAGGGUGAUGUCACGAUACCAUCGCAUUUAUAUUAUAAUUAUCCACUCUAUUGGAUGCUCCCAGAACCUUUUCUUGGAGAUAAGGUCGUAUCCUAUGGAGGAUUUUUAAGAUUCACUACCUUAACAGAAGGUGGAAUACCUCUAAGAUCAACCUUUCAAUAUCCAAUCGUGCAGAUACAAGGGAACAAUAAAAUUGUCUUAGAAUACUAUUUACCUGUGCUUACGAAUAGCAAUCAUUAUGAAGUCAGAUUUCACGAGUCUUUAUGGCAACUGCAAAACAGACCUGAUUACAAAGUGACAAGAGAGGUUCUCAUGGUUGCGUUGCAAAAUUUGCAAUAUAUUCUAAUAAAAGCAUCUGAUAAUGCAGAAUUUAUAAAAACAACCUUACUCGAAGCUUCUUUAGACGUUGCUGUUUUAACACCUACACACACACCACAACUUGCGACUGGUGUUGAGAUUUGCAAAUGUCCCCCAGAAUAUAACAGUACAUCUUGUCAGGAUCCAAGUAUCGGGUACUACCGAUGGCAUAAAAACACUACCGUUACAUCUAUCAUUGUUAUAAAUCUCAUUGGAGAAGCCAAACGCUGUCAGUGUAAUGGAAGAUCAGAUAUUUGUGAUAUAGAAACAGGAUAUUGUUUGAAUUGUCGAGGAAAUACAGCAGGACCAAGGUGUGAUAUUUGUGCAGAUAGUUUCUAUGGUCAUCCAGACUAUGGCUGUAAACCAUGUCCCUGUCCACAAGUGGAUAAGAGAUUUUCAAACACUUGUGUGGUUCUUGCCAAUACUGAACCAAUCUGUGUCUGUAAACCUGGCUACACUGGCAGAAAGUGCGAGCGAUGUACUCCUGGAUAUUAUGGAUUUCCGCAUCUCCCUGCUGGAAAAUGUGUACCAUGCGACUGCAAUUCUGCUGGAAGUUUGAGCGAUGAAUGCAACACGGAAACAGGACAAUGCAGAUGCAGAGCUGGUUCCACGGGUCGUGAUUGCUCCCAAUGCACUGCGUAUCGUCAUGUUUAUAUAAAUAACAUCUGCACAUCAUGCAAUGAUAAUUGUACUGGUAUCCUACUCGACACUGUGGCUACACUUUCUCAAGAAUUAGCUGAGGGUACUAGUCAUAUAAUCAAUGGUUACAUUCCUCCCCCAUGGGAAGAUUUAUCUUACAUCGAGUCCAAUGCGAGCACGUUCUUGGGCGAAAUAAAUCUUCAGAAUAAAUUGAAGCAAAGAAUGAAAAAUGUUCCCUGGCACGAGUACAGAAAGCUCAUGAAACACGUUGAGAUGUUACUAAGAACUGCGAAUGAACGCGCUAAACGUGGAGAUACCAUGACAUCAAAGACUUAUGAUUUAAAGAAUAAUAUAUUUAGCGCGAAAAUCGAAAUUGACAAUUUGGAUCAAUAUAUAGAAGAUACAAUUUCGCUAUUGAACCAAUAUAGUAAUGACAAUAAAAGGAUAGAAAUCAAGAAAGCACUAAAAAUCGCAAAAAUGAUUUUGAAUGGUUUAAAGGCCAUAAAUUUAACAAAGAAGACAAUGGAAAUAGAAAGUUUCCUCGACGAUGUCGCAGAAUAUACUGAUUGGUUGAAUUCCUUGUACGAUGCAACGGAACCAUUAGCGAUUGCUCAAGACGAUGUUGAAGAAUAUUCUAUAAAACUAAAUGACAUGAGAAACAUCAUAGAAGACACCAUGGAAACGCUAUUCACGUAUGAUGGUUCAUACAACAAUAUUAAUAAAACGCUUUUGGAAGCUAGAAAUAGCUGCAACGAGAUCAAGAUGAUACGCAGCACUAUUAAUGCAUCCCUUACAGAAGGUGAAAAGUUGACGAAUGAAACGCAUGAUUUCAUCACAGAUUUCCAAAAUAACGCUCUAGAUCUUCCGGAAUUGCGAAACAAAUUAACAUACUGGUUUGAUAAAUUGAGUAUGAAAGAGGAACUGCUGUAUAGAUUAAAUUACGAAUAUAACGACACGUACGUGAUACCCGCGGUUACACACGUGAGGAAUUUAUCAAACUACGUUGAUCAGUAUGUCAGUCUGUUUUCCGAAACAAGAAACAUCGCAGCUAGCCCACUGAAGGCCAGUCAGGCAUACAAGAAUAUCGUCGAUAGCAUAAGAACUGCGAAUAUCACAGCAAUGGAAGCUAAAGAUAUUGCUGACGAGAUGUACAAUAUGACAUAUCCUGAUGGUCCUCAAUCAAAGUCACUCUUGGACAACGCUAAUGAAAUAUCUCUAGCAUCAUCCAAACAGAAAGACACUGCAAAGAACCAUGGAAAGCUAGUAGAAGAUGCGAGUGAUGAAUUGGAAUCUCAAAAGGAAGUUGUGAAUACUUUGAAAAAUACUCUGAACAAGACUGGAAUCAAAGAUAACGAGAUCAAUGUAAAAUUGCAAAUUUUGCAAAAUAAUAGUGAGAAAUUACAUGAACAAGCAAAAAAUAUAUUGGACGAAAAUGAGAAGAUAUUAGAAACUGUUAAGACCACGCAGAAAUUAAUUGAAGAUUACAAGGAAGGAAUUGUUGAUAGAUUGAAACCAAAAUUGCACGAAUUAAAAAGAGAAGGCGAUUCAAAGAUUAGCUUAGCCAAUGAGAAAAUGUCAGAAGCACUUAGCAAUAUAAAGAAAGCAGAUGCGAAAUUAAUAAGUCUAUCGAAUGCCGCCGUGAAAAGAAAAAACGUAUUUGACAAAUGGAAUGAUACGUUGGCUAUAAAGUUACAGAACUUGAAAGACAAAAUUGCUGAAGCCAGAAACACUGCUGAUGGAAUUCGCGUUUCUUUGAAAUCAGCAGAAGGAAAAGAAUGUAGUAGAUCCUACAGACCAUCAACAUUACAGCCAACAUCAACAAACACUAUUGUGAUGACCUUUGCUCUUCCAAAAGGGAAGAAAGAAGGUUCUCUAUUCUAUUUGCCAAGUAGUAUAAAUGAUGAUUUCAUUGCUCUGGAGAUCAUUGAUAGGAGAGUAAGGUUCGUGUGGAAUGUUGGAGGAGGUACGGGAAUCCUUACACAUCCGGAAGUGAUACAGAACGGCAAUCUUCAGGAUGACAGGUUCUGGUAUCGCGUCGAAGCUGAAAGAGUACGUCACUUAGGUAAACUGCAUGUACGAAAGCAAGCAUCAACAACUAAAGGACAUCCACCCGUGAGAAAUUCAACAGACUCUGAGUAUGGCCGUUUCGACAUUACCACCACAGAUCGUGUAUGGAUAGGAAAAAUUCCCAGAUCAGAACGAAGAAGAACCGAACUUAUCGCGUCUAAUGGACUUCCAGGAUGUGUACACCAAGUCAUCCUGGAUGGAAAACCUAUUGGCCUUUGGAAUUUCAUUACAACUGCACCGGAUAUGGCUUGCGAAGCCUGCGUAGAAGGAGUGGAAGAUGCUAAAGAUGACAAUUACAACUUCAAUGGAGAAGGAUAUGCAGUCAGAAACCGAGUUUCUUCAGCACCAUAUAAUAAAUAUUCAUUUGGGGUAUCGAUCAGCUUCCGAACAUAUGACGAAAAUGCUCUGCUAUUUCUGGCUAUUAACCCAGAAAAUAAUCAGCACAUCAUGAUAUUCCUGAGAGAAGGAAAAGUGAUUCUGCACAUCGGUUACGGUGGUAAUGUUAGCAUGGAUAUGUCCUCGAACUUCAAGUACAAUACUGGAAACUGGACAAAGGUGGAUGCAUCUAGGCACUAUCAGCAACGCAAAAAUAUUGAGAAAUGUAGUUUAAGUAUUGGAGGAGGAAAUGAUAACAGAAUUGGUGCACCUACACCUCAGCCUAAGAAAGAGGACAUACCUGAUUUCCUCCAGGCUAAAUAUUAUAUCGGUGGCGUGCCACCGAGUUUCCGUACAGACAAAUUAAUGUUACCCUCACAAGUGUCUUUCCUUGGUUGUAUGUCUAAUAUCAUGCUUGAAGAAGGCUAUGAUCCAAUGGCAGAACAGUAUUAUGGCGUCGAGCCUACUUGUGGAAAUAAGCCAUUAAGGAUAGUAGGAUUUUACGGAGAUGGAUAUUUGCAACAUUCAGCAUAUACACUGCGUAAAAUAAAUUCUACAGUGAGUUUCUCCUUUAGAACAAUGCAAGUGGAGACUGUACUUUUCCUUUCUACCUUCGAAGGACAAGAAGAACGUAUGCCUAUUAUACGACACAUGAACGAUGAGUCGAAUAAAAGGAGCUAUUAUUCUGUAUGCAUAAUCAAUGGACAAGUACAAGUACGUUUGAACGCUGGAAGAGGAGAGCUCGUUUUACAAUCGAAUGAGACUUUCAAUGACGGAAGAUAUCAUUCAGUAACAAUAAUCAAAAGGCGAAAAGAAGUCGAAUUACGAAUAGACGAUGCCUAUCAAAGCGCAGGUAAACUACCUACCAGCGCUGCUAUCAGAGCUCCUGAGGGAAGUGGAGGACUGUUCUUUGGAGGUUUACCAGUACUUAUUAACAAUACUAACAUGAUUUCGACCACUACCCCUUUAUAUGGUGCCAUUAAAGAUGCGAUAUUUAAUGAUGAAAUUAUCCGAUUCGAUGAAGCUAUUAAUUUCGAGCAUGCAUUGAUUGGUCGUUCUGGACCAAGCAUGGGAAGAGAUCCUCCUACCUAUACACCAUCAGCGUCGUUAUCCAGGGGAAUGUCUACUCAACCCGAAGGAUGCCAAAAAGUGCCAUAUUAUUCUCUGGAAGCUGGUGCUCUAAAAUUCGGAGACAAACCAAAUAGUCAUACACAACUUUAUUUAAACUUCAAAAAAUUUUGGGAGAAGAAAUACGCGAUAGAAUUUGAUUUCAGGACAUAUUAUCCGAAUGGCUUACUGUUUAUUACUCCAGGCCUUAGACCAAAACACUACCUCAUGGUCGUCAUACGAGAUGGACAGCUUUUACUUUUAGUGAAAAGCAAGCAAAAGAAAGAGUUAUUAUUUAAAACUCCGUUUAAUGAUGGUAACUGGCAUCAUGUAGUGAUCAGUCAUGAAGAAAGAAAAUUAACGUUGCUUGUGGAUUCUCAAACACCACGCACAAUUAAAGUGCCAAGAAAGAUUGGACUAGCCUCUAUGAUGUAUAUUGGAGGCUUACCUGAGAGUGGGACUCCGAUUCCUGAACAAGUUGUAGUUAAACUUGAGACUCUAAAAGGGUGUAUCAGAGGAUUGAGGAUUAAUGGGAACGUAUAUGAUAUGGUUGGUUCUACUAGCAGAGCCUAUCAAGUGGGUCAAUGUUUCCCAAAUGUAGAAAGUGGAGCUUAUUUCCAGGAUGAAGCAUAUGCUAUAUAUAAAAGGAACUUUGAAUUAGGUGCUGUAUUGGAGCUUCAGUUGGAAUUUAGAACAUCAGAAUUGUCGGGUGUUUUGCUUUCGAUAACAGCACCCGGUAAUUCACCUUCAUUAUCAUUGGAGUUGAAUAAUGGUAAAGUGAUCAUGUCAGGCGAUUUGGGAGAUAACAAACCGUUGUAUGUAGAACAACGUUUUACUAGUCCAUACACGAUUUGUGACAAUCGAUGGCACAGAAUACAAGCAGUUUAUAAUGACGAAGAGUUGGCAUUAAAAGUCGACGAGAUGGAUCAAAAGUAUGGCCUUCCAGCUAACGUUAAUUAUCAUAUAAUGGAUUCUACAGUCUCUGGACCUCUAUACAUUGGUGGUUUACCAGCCUCUGCUCCAAAAGGUACAUUAAUAACAAGAGAUCAUUUCAAUGGGUGUAUAAGAAACGUAAUGAUAGGGGGAGAGAGACGAGAUUGGACAGACAUGGAUGAAUUGCAUAAUAUUCACUUGAGCUCCUGCCCAGUACAAUGAUAAUCAGUACAAUGUGUGAACUCCUCUGAGUCAUUCAAUUUAGUUCCAAAGACUGUUCAAAGGACACACAAUGCUCGAAAGGUUUCUAUGAACUGUGUUCAAUGCAAUUUCACA
Messenger RNA from Eufriesea mexicana, 6813 nucleotides. RefSeq names its product wing blister (gene wb). The transcript has 31 exons. Gene Ontology annotation, biological process: animal organ morphogenesis; tissue development. Bases 1 to 6699 code for a protein of 2232 amino acids. The record is from RefSeq and is a predicted model, not a curated record. Lineage: Eukaryota; Metazoa; Arthropoda; Insecta; Hymenoptera; Apidae.